Molecule: messenger RNA, 1858 nt
Organism: Nothoprocta perdicaria
Lineage: Eukaryota; Metazoa; Chordata; Aves; Tinamiformes; Tinamidae
Gene: PIP4K2B
Product: phosphatidylinositol-5-phosphate 4-kinase type 2 beta
Exons: 10
Coding region: 1-1269 (422 amino acids)
Biological process (GO): phosphatidylinositol metabolic process
Molecular function (GO): phosphatidylinositol kinase activity
Source: RefSeq, a predicted model, not a curated record
AUGGCCUCCAACUGCGCGGGGGGCUCGUCGGCGGGCGGCGUCGGGGCGGCGCUGGGCUCGGCGCUGAGCGCCAGCAAGACCAAGACCAAGAAGAAGCACUUCGUGUGCCAGAAGGUGAAGCUGUUCCGCGCCUCCGAGCCGCUGCUCAGCGUCCUCAUGUGGGGCGCCAACCACACGAUCAAUGAACUCAGCAAUGUUCCUGUUCCUGUCAUGUUAAUGCCCGAUGACUUUAAAGCCUACAGUAAGAUUAAGGUGGACAAUCAUCUAUUCAACAAGGAAAACCUGCCAAGUCGCUUCAAAUUUAAGGAGUACUGUCCGCUGGUCUUCCGAAACCUCCGGGAAAGAUUCGGAAUCGAUGAUCAGGACUACCAGAACUCGGUGACGCGGAGCGCCCCGGUGAACAGCGACAGCCAGGGCCGGUGCGGCGCCCGCUUCCUCACCACCUACGACCGGAGGUUCGUCAUCAAGGCGGUGUCGAGCGAGGACGUGGCGGAGAUGCACAACAUCUUAAAGAAGUACCACCAGUUCAUAGUGGAGUGCCACGGGAACACCCUCCUGCCCCAGUUCCUGGGCAUGUACCGGCUCACCGUGGACGGCGUGGAGACCUACAUGGUGGUCACCAGGAACGUGUUCAGCCACAGGCUGACCGUGCACCGCAAGUACGACCUCAAGGGCUCAACAGUAUCCAGGGAAGCAAGUGAUAAAGAGAAGGCCAAGGAUCUGCCGACGUUCAAGGACAACGACUUCCUAAACGAGGGCCAGAAGCUGCACGUUGGAGAGGAGAGUAAAAAGAACUUCCUUGAGAAGCUGAAGCGGGAUGUGGAGUUUCUAGCUCAACUGAAGAUCAUGGACUACAGCCUGCUGGUUGGGAUCCAUGAUGUUGACCGGGCAGAGCAGGAAGAGAUGGAAGUAGAGGAUCGGGCAGAGGAUGAGGAGUGUGAGAAUGAUGGGCUCAGUGGCAACCCCAUUUCCUCCUAUGGCACCCCCCCUGACAGCCCGGGCAAUCUCCUCAACUACCCUCGUUUCUUCGGGCCUGGAGAGUUUGAUCCUUCUGUCGAUGUCUAUGCUAUGAAAAGCCACGAAAGUGCUCCCAAGAAGGAAGUUUACUUCAUGGCCAUUAUAGACAUUCUUACGCCGUACGAUGCGAAGAAGAAAGCUGCACAUGCUGCCAAAACAGUGAAACAUGGGGCUGGGGCAGAGAUCUCCACCGUGAACCCAGAGCAGUACUCGAAACGCUUCAAUGAAUUUAUGUCCAAUAUCCUGACAUAGUCGUCUUCAACCUGCAGCGAGACGUGGAGAGAAGAGGGGCUACUUCCGAGCAGAGAAUGCAGCCUGUGACACUAAAACAGACACUGUAGCAGCAUGUGGGGUGUGCGUGUGUGAGCAGGAGCGAGUGUGUGGCACUGUGUGACUUCAAAGAAAACUAAUUCUAGGUGCACCCUCCAACAGUCCACUUGACCCAGGUGGAAAAGUGGCUUUUUACGUUACAGAAGUGCCCAGACACCGAUUUGAGGGCUUUUUAAACCGAGAAAAGUGCGUUGUUUYAGCACUGCUCUUUCUAAUGACAUUUUCUCCUCUCUGAUCCAGAGAAUCCUGUAGGGAUGUGACAUGUGGCACUGUGUAGAAGGGUCGCUCUAGAUUAUGUUCAGUGAGAGUGAAGCAGUGCCUGAUUCCACAAACUACUACUACUUUUUUAUUGGACUGUCUAUCUGAAAGACACACAAGCCCUUUUAUUUCCCUCUUGGUAGGAAUUGGAAGGAAAAUUGCUCACCAUUUCGAGGAUGGAAAAUAUUAAUCUGACAAGAAGGAAUCGCUGAACUUUAGGUAAAUCAGACUGGGACACUUUAUGUUUUUUGGG